CUCACUUGGAAAGAAAAGAGAAGGCUAUUUCGCCGUUUUUGUUUAUAGUUCGUCAUCACUCUGCUUAACGAACGCCGAGUGCACUCACUCAUAAUCGCUCCUUCGUUCGAUCAAUUCUUUCCCCAGGUGUUUUCGAAUCAAGAAACAAUGGUUGGAAUAACCAAACUGAGGAUAAAGUUUGGACCUGAAGGCUCCGUCAAAGCUUUCCAAACGUUUAACAACUGCACUGAGAAACCAAUCGGUAAAGAAGAAGAAGAUGUAACUAAACCCGCGAAUCAGUCCAGGAAGCGUGGACCUGACGAGCUAGGGGAGUUUCAGGCUAACAAGAAGCAGAAGCUGAACCGUGUUUUGUCUAGUCAGUGUCUUAACCUCUUGAAAUCUUUGAGAGGGCACGAGUUUGGAUGGCUGUUUGGCGAGCCUGUGGAUCCUGUUAAGCUCAACAUUCCUGAUUACUUCUCUGUGAUAUCGAAGCCCAUGGAUCUAGGCACUAUCAGUUCCAAGCUUUUGAAGAAUGUGUACAGCAGUGCGGAUGAGUUUGCGGCAGAUGUCAGGUUGACUUUUGACAAUGCGUUGACGUAUAAUCCUCCGGAUAAUUUUGUUCACGAUGUGGCGAAGGAGCUUCAGGUGAUUUUUGAGGCUAGAUGGGAAUCGCUUAGGAAGAAAAAGGUUUCGGAUUUACACGGGGAGAAAGUUACAGAAGUAAGGCAACCAGUUGAAGUGGGUUGGAUUAGACAGAGCAGCCCUGAAACGUCAGCAUCCUCUGGGAGGUUCUCUGUGGAAUUGCCAAAACAGGCCAAGGAGAAGUCCCAAAAGGUUCCUCUUUUGUUAAAACCAGUGACAAAGCUGAGCAAAAAGGAUACUCCUGUUGUCACGCCGGCAGCUUUAGCAACAAAGUUGAGGAUUAAGAAAUUCGAGCAGGGUCAUGGUUCGACUGUGGAAAACCCAAGCAAAGGUUCGACUCCAACUUCAGCCUGCAAAUGUAGUUCAUGUGGUAGAAUAACUUGCAGAUGCCUCAAGUCCUGUAACUCAUCUGGAAGUGAAGUUUCUACAUUGACGGAUUAUCUGGUAAAGGACAAUUCAUGUUCACAGGCGAGCGAGUCAGAUCCUCAUUCGAAUGGGUCUAUAAGCUCAAAGAAUGAUUGUGUCAGUUCUCAGCUUGAUACACCUUUGGAUAAAGAGUUGAAAAAGCCAUUACCUCCUAUGCCUCCGUUGCCACCUGAGAAGGCUAUUCGUGCUGCAAUACUCAAGUGUCAGUUUGCAGAGACCAUCCUGAAAGCUAAACACAGAAAAGUCCUUGACAAGAGUAACAAAUCUGAUCUAAUUAGAAUACAGAUAGAAAAGGAACAGAUGGAGAAAACUCAACGUGAAGAGAAAGCUAGAAUUGAAGCAGAGAUAGCAGCCGCUAGGCUUGCUACAAGAAUGAGAGCAGAAGCGGAGUUGAAAGAGAAACGUGAGAGAGAACGGCUUGAGCUAGAAAAGAUGGUCAAAGAAGUUGACUUAGAAGAGAAUAACGCCUCGAAGUUUAACGAGAAUAUGAUUAAUCUAUGUGGUAGCUGUGAUCCGACAAGAACUUGGUUACCUGAGUUGGGUCUGUUUUUAAUAAACGAUGAUGAUGAUUCGGAUGAGGACGACUCGGAGGUUUCUGAUGCUAUGAGAAUCGACGAUCUUGAGGAGGGAGAGAUCUUGUAAUUUCUCUAAUAGAAACCUCUUGGUUGUAAUUUUUGACCAGAACAAAGGUUAUAUUAUAAUGACCUGAACUUUCUUAAUAUAUGAAACUAGAUGUUGGUUGCUCGUAGA
Molecule: messenger RNA, 1797 nt
Organism: Brassica oleracea var. oleracea
Lineage: Eukaryota; Viridiplantae; Streptophyta; Magnoliopsida; Brassicales; Brassicaceae
Product: transcription factor GTE12
Exons: 10
Coding region: 148-1689 (513 amino acids)
Molecular function (GO): protein binding
Source: RefSeq, a predicted model, not a curated record